GGAACUUGUACUUAUGACGGUUUUGUGAGACGCGGCUCAGGGUUCAUGGUACAGCCAAGUAUAACGAACUGGUAUAAUCAUAGGCAUGGUAUAACACGAGUAUAAUUCUGUGUCUGCUACAUGUGGUAGAGCGGUGCAAGACAGGCACACGUACUUCGGCGGCUACCAGUCCACCACAUUAGAACUGCAUGAAGUCCCCGCGACUCGAACUCGUGUUGUCAUUUAGGGAAAAACCCUGAGAAAAGGGGAAUAGUAUAACUUGGACCUUUCUGAUUGGAUUAUACACUACACGUUUGGGAUUCACAUGAUGCACAUUUAUGUCGCCUCUGCAAAGUAACUGGUUUUCGAGAAUUAUGGGCGUUUCUCCAUCAACAAUCCGACCUUCCGGAAGUGUGGCAGAGAUAUAAUACUACUGAGCUGAUUUUUUUUGACAAUUGAACAACAUAACUAUAUAUUCAUGAUCCAAACGAUGGCGGGUACAAUGGAGCUAACCCAAACGCAACUUUACCAGUUGGCAGAGAAGGUCAGUCCCAAUGAUUGGGUAACCCUUGGAGUCCGUCUGGGAUUCCCGUAUAACAAGAUAGAGCAGUGGAAGGAAGAACAUAAAGGGAACAUUCAGAAUGGUAUUUUUAAUAUGCUGGUCACUUGGCUUGGCAUCCAUCCUACCUCCAGCAAACCAGACGCCAGGAAGUUUCUAGCCGAUCAGUUCAAAGCAAUAGACAAGAUCGACCUGGCGUACUCCCUUAUCAACACAGAAGUCUGCUUUGUACCACCUCAUCAUAUUAAAGUCAGUGACUCAUCAAGACAAUUCGAGUAUGAGGUUCGAAGUUGCCAAAAAGAAAGAGAACUAUCAUUCAAUGUUUCAAUGGAGUCGAGAGAGGGGCUGGUACAUCCUUCACUCAUACUGGCAAAUCUCUCUAUGCCCUGCGAAUUCGCCGAUAAGUUGUGUGCUUGUAUACAUGCUCUCGGGCUUCGGCUCGUCCGGAUGGAGAUUCAGAGUGGACCCGGAAGUAGUAUUAAGGUCACCGUGGCUGCUAUCGAUGAAGAUGGCGUCAAGGAACUACGAACGAGGCUGAUGUCACAACAGAUUCACUUCAUAGAAGACCUUAAGCGGAUCAUAUGCAAAUAUGUUUCCUUUGAUAUCGAGGAGUCUGCAAUUUAUCUUCAAACUUCAUUCUCUGAAGAAGAGUUUGGACGGGUCAUCCAAUUGUUUCGUGGUGAAGCAAGCUCGGCAUCUUCCAAUGCGGCACCUUUACGAGUAAAUAACUUUGAGAUCGUCCGACUAGCCAAAGAAUUGGAUGCUAAUAUGCUUACUCUACUUGGCUUAAAACUUGGUGUAACGGAGUCUGAGAUGAGUGAUCUCCGAACCCAAGGCAAGAAUAGCCGCUCGAUAUUCGAACAUAUGCUUUUUGUUUGGAAAUCAAAGCACAGUCCGUGCAUUGAUGACCUUUCCGAUCUGGCUGAGAUUUUGGAGUCGGUAGGUGCCGCUUUAUUAGCCCAACAACUCCGGCGAGGAGAGCUGAGAGAAAGCGAAAGGGAAGAACAAAGAAGGACUUACCUGCAGCGGGCAUCAGCUUCUUGUGAUUUAAAGGCACUCAUGAAGAACCAUCCAUUCUCGAGAGCCAAACUCCCAGGACCAGCCGAUGCUACAGCUACCCAAGUCUCACCAUUGCCACGAUACGUGAAUUACCCCCAACCGGCACCCUCUGAGGACAGCCAAGAGUCCAUUUCUGGACAACGUACGUACGCACACACCGUUAGUUUGCAGGAUAAAGCGCGCCCUCUCCCAGAACAGGAUGCUGGCGACCCUGACUACGCAAGAGUCAUACAUCGGACUGGACAGGCGAACCCACUGGGAUGUAUACAAGAAGAUGUACCAGCUAUAGAGGAACCACUCUAUGAAAGGAUUCCGAGCGAUCUUGAAGCUUCCCCGCCUCCAGUGGAUUUAGAAGUGGAUCACACAUACGUCAAUGAUGAUGUACAUCUUAGACCACAUCCCAUUCAAAGAGAUCCCGCCAAGCGUGCAUCUGACAAGCGACAGGGAACUUCUACAAUACCAGUACUUCACAGCCUAGACUUCUCUGUCCUUGAAGGUACGUGGGACAGCUUAGCCCAUUAUGGUGUGACGGAUCGUGACACGGGCCAUACGGCUGGACUGAUAAAACUAGCACAGGCUCUUAAUGAAAUAGGCCAAACUGACAUCGCAGACGCCGUAUGGAUAGCACUCAUAAAAGACCACUUGAAAAACGAAUACCUACACCGGUUUGUCACCGGAAACAUAACCGUCAUUCCGCGGGUCAUCACCAACCGACAACACAUUGACAUUGGCCAAGAAACAACGCUAGAUGAAGUUGUCAAUCGCACGAAGGACAAGGAGUUUCCGAGCCGUAUUUUCAUCGAGGCUGGCAGAUACGAGGAUCGGCAAAUGGUAGCAGAGAAACUCGGCUACGAUUGGGCCAUGCAAAAAGAUCCGCAGAGUCCGCUGGGGAACGUGGAUGUUCUCUACGUCCUCAAAGUUGCGGAUAUAGAUCCUGGGACGACCGUAGGUGGCGCUAUAGCAUCUCAGCGUGUAUGCCGCGAUUUCAAGCUGAACCCAAGCCGCAUUGAAGACUACUUCAAGAACACCAUGACCGAGUAUGUCAUAGUCUUGAAGGGGGAUGAUGAUGACUUCCAGAGACUUCUAUCGGUUUCUUCAUCUGAUGAUCGUAAACCGGGUUUCAGAGAACUUGUUACGGGCAGAUACUUGAGCCAUUGCAUUGUCAUUAUGACAGUUGGUCCACAAGCUCUCGUGGAAAGACCAACAAUAUUUGCUCACUACAAACUCCAAUCAGCAACUUCAGAUUGCUAGAAAACGUUUUGGACCUGGUUUGAACACAAAGUCCCCGUCUGGUAAAAGAAAUUAGUCCUCCAAUUAAUUGCAAGUUUGCAGUCUCCUAUGUUUUAUGUACAUAGUUUGGAUUGAUCUCAACCUUGAAUAAAUUACGAUUAAUCGGAACUGUUUAUGAGACAGGGCCCAGUAGUGGAAAUACCUCCUUAGUUUGACGUGGAUCUGGAGCAGGUCACAAUAAAGACUACUUCAAGAACAUGACCAGCUCUGUCAUACUCUUGGUAGAAAAGCAGCUACUUGGUAGAGGAGCAGCUAUUAAGGCCUACGAUCCCUAACAACUGUGUUCAGUGCAGGGACUCGUUUCAUAAAGCCUUUUUUCAAUGACAAAUGACACAAAUCAGUGACAAAUCUGCUGAUAACCAAUCAGAAGCGAGGAUUUCAGUAGCUUAUAACAGUAGCUUGUAACUUGUUAUUGAUACCAAGUUUUAUGAAACGGGGCCCAGACUCCAAUCAACAGCUUUAGAUUGUUCCAAAACGUUUUGGGUCUGGUUUAUAAACGCCAUGUAUUAUUGAUUUGUUUUUCUAAUCGUUUCUUUCUGUCUGUUUGGUAACAUUUGGCGCGCACAAUUAAUUCAAACUCUGCAGCUGAGAGAGUGUCGUCAGCUAAGCUUUAAAGUAUCACAUGUUUGAUUUUUUUUGUUCAUUAAAAUUAAAAGUGACAAUCGAAUAAUAAUGCCAUGAUAUAUUCUCGGCAAUAGGCCUAGCAUAUCUCUGCGAACUUCUCGCCUUCCAACUUUACAUGCUUCUGGGAAUUCAAAAUUACAAUCAUUGCCCCAGGCCUUCCGCAGUGAGAUAUUUAAUUGUGAUGUAAAUUUAAUAUGGCUAUAUAACGAGAUCUUAUCCCACCAAAAGAUGAGAGUGCAAUCAUAAUAAAUCCAUUUAAGAAUGCUGCCUGGGUGUCUUUCAAAA
This is a messenger RNA of Strongylocentrotus purpuratus (purple sea urchin), 3796 nucleotides long. RefSeq lists its product as uncharacterized. Gene Ontology annotation, biological process: signal transduction. Bases 458 to 2848 code for a protein of 796 amino acids. The transcript is spliced from 12 exons. NCBI's taxonomy places the organism in Eukaryota, Metazoa, Echinodermata, Echinoidea, Camarodonta, Strongylocentrotidae. Gene Ontology annotation, molecular function: protein binding. The record is from RefSeq and is a predicted model, not a curated record.